Coccidioides immitis RS is the source of this 3967-nucleotide messenger RNA. Its product is annotated as ubiquitination network signaling protein. NCBI's taxonomy places the organism in Eukaryota, Fungi, Ascomycota, Eurotiomycetes, Onygenales, Onygenaceae. The record is from RefSeq and is a predicted model, not a curated record. The transcript has 3 exons. The coding region runs from base 854 to 3808 and encodes 984 amino acids.
CUUUCAAGGAUAUCGUAGCAAUGCGCAUCUUCCGUCCCUAAAAUGGGCCAAACAAUCCCUGAAUAGGCAUAAGGCCGAUGAACAGACUAAUUCAGGAGAGACUUAUCUGAUGUAUGGAAACAUGCUUAGUAUGGAGUGCGCUCCGAACAGAGGACAGACACACUCUGAUAGGCGCAUUGUACGGAGGAGGAAUUGAGGAGCCGCAAGGAUCUGCAGAAGAUCUCGUAUUGAUAUGCGUUCACUUGACACCCUCAAUUUGUGUCAAGUCUCCAGGAGAUGUCGCUCCCCGAAGGCUACCCACUGCAAUUCGGGCAUUUGCAUACGGAGUACGGAGUACAUACUUUUGGACUCGCUAGCUGGAGACCCUUUGGGCAGAGCGGAUCCAUAGAGCUCCAUGCCGCAUGGGCUAGGGGGAAAUGCGAUGGCCGGAAGUGUGUUCCGUAUCGUUAUGUCACACCAGAACAGUCGGUGUAUAUUACAGAGAGUAUACUCCGUAACUCCGUACGGAGUACUGACUUCGGUACGGCACUUUACACCAGGGCUGACGUUUGCCGUCUGCCACGGCGGCUGCUUACCUAAGGUCACUCUGAAACUUCGAUUGAAAGUCUGAAGUUGGUGAGAAAAAGCAACGAUUGACAACAUCAGCCCUGACACCGACAACCCAUGGCCUAGCUGUUCUUUGCCUGGGUCUGGCGACGCAGUAUCAUUAUUUUCCCCCUCCCCUUUACUUUCACCUCCAUCUGUACAUUCCAACCGCCUCCUUCGAGCUCCGCACUCUCCUCCCCCCAGUCGUCCAUUCCUUGGCCAUCGGCUGCCAAGUGGAUUUGGACGUUGAAAACCGGCUCUCUUGUCCAUGACACGACCAGGAGGAGCGGCAAGGAAGAAUCACCACGGUAACCGCCACGAGAAUAGCCAUGCCUUCUCCGGGAAAAAGGUUGCAAAACAGAAGUCGAAUGGCCAUCUGAAUGGAACACCAAACGGCCAGCACCGAUCGGACUUGCCUGCCCUCACUCCUCGCAACACCUCCGGACCGCAGCAGCAACCAGCAUUGCCCUCGACCGCGAGUAACAAGCCGAAUGGGGACGUGGAGGGACAGAGAAUGGAGUCCAAUGGGCAGGUUCAGGUCAACGGGCACGGGAAGGGCGAGCAGGUCCUGCCCAACGGUCACGCGUAUUCGUCGAACGGCGCGAUGUCAGACACCAGAGUUGAAGACCAGGCGUCUCGCCGGUUGGAGAAAACAAUCGGCUCGACGUCGAACGUCAAAAAGCCAUACGCAGGUAAAUCCGUCAAUCCGUUUCACCUCGCCUCCACAAUCCUCAAAGCUUGCCCGAUGGCCGAUACGAUCGCGAUUCUCAUCUUCCUCCUUCAACUCCCGCCUAUCGUGCUUACCUUGGUCCAAUUUCUCUACGCGUCGAUGACUUUCAUGCUGCCAGCGGGCGUAUCGACCGGUCCACUCACGUCGAAUUUCGAUAUCUUCCAAGGCCCUGCCGGUACACCUUCUCUCGGAACAAUGAUCGCGAUGGAUGCGUUUUGUCUACUGGUCUGGGGCCUCUUUAUGUGGAACUGGGCUCGGAAUUUCGCCAUCGACCUCGCCCAUGUUCAAGUCGCCAUUGCUCUGGGUGCCGGGAGUUCAGGGAAUACGGGGGGUGUCAACGCAUUUUGUGUUACUAUCCUUUUGGUGGUGCAUUUGCUUCGCAGCGAAGGCAUACAAGAUUUUGUUUUCGGACAUCUCAUCUCGGCAAACAUUAUGUCAAGCGAUACCUUGGAAAAGUAUUCAAAUUUGAUCCCAACCGAAUUUAGACGAAUGGAGACUCCCUCGCCUCCGAGCUGGGUGAGAAGUCUCCUCGCUGUUCAUAUCCUGGCCCAAGCAGGAACAGCCAUGGCGAGACGGUCUAUGGCUAAAAAUCGGUCGCAACCUCGAGCCAAAACCGGAAAACGACAAGACGCUGAGAACUCUGCUGGCAGCAACGUUGAUUCUUCUGUUCUUGAGUCCGGUACCCCGCUACCUUCAGUUGUUGGUUCGGAUGUUUUAUCUAUACCUGGUUCCAUAUCAAAGGAGGGUCGAGAUCGGGUUUCAAGUGCGAAAAAAAGAAGGCGUCAAGCGAAUGAAGCGAGACGAAUACAGCCGUUUUGGGCCGCGUUAGCAAGCACAAAAUUGACCGUAACUCGUGAGUAUGACCGAUCGAGGCAUGGAAGUUGGUACUCGCCGAGUUUCCCUGUGACCGAAGACGAUCUCGACAGGACACCACCAGGAACCGGUUUGAUUUGGAUUACUCAUGUUGAUAGCUGUUCGAUUAAAUUUGCGGCAAGCGAUUUUACUGUUGAGGAAGAUCCUAUGAUAGGUGGAACGUAUGAUGGUAGUGUCUCUGAUGCCGAAUCACAUCCGUUCUAUGUUUGCGUUAAUGGAGCCCACUGGGCACCGGUCAGCCUCUCGAGAAUAGCAGAUAAUUCUGAUGAACCUUCAUUAGUUCAUUGGAGAGGGGAAAUAGCUGGAUUGGCACCUGAUUGCGCGUAUACAUGCAGCUUCAUCCGCUAUGAUACCGAUGAGGAGAUCUGCGUUAUGAGUGUGAAAACGCCCGUUACUUCAGACACAGAUCAAGCUUCCACCACCCCAUCUAUCUCUCCCUCUCCUCGCCAGUCUUUGCGACCAUCAUCUCCGACGACCACCAUAAAGAAUUCAAUUGUUAAUGCUGAGGCUAAGCUGAAUGAGCGACGGGCUAAGCUGAAAAGAUCAAGGAAUGACCACAAACUUCAGGUAUCCAAGAUCAGAAAAGACCUCGACAAUUUUACCCAUCGCCUCAACAGUGGUGGAGAUGAAAGCAGGCAAAAGCAACGUUCCCUACAAUUGGAACGCAAUAUCCGUCAAACAGAGGAGGCAACGGCGGUCCUUGAACUUCAACUGGUCAACCUCGAGAAAAUACCAGAGGAAGAGCUGCAGGAUUGGAAAGCACGCAAAAGUGCCUUUGAGCUAGAGACUGAAAGGCUGAACUCCUUGAAAGAGGAAUUGCAUGUCGCAAAGUCUACCAUGGGGAGUAAAGUGUCUUCGGCUGAAACGGAGCUAGCCAACAUUAUACAAAAACGGGAGCGCCUUCAAAAUCGCCGGAACCGGCUUUCUGAGCAAUAUGAACGUAUUACAAAUGCUAACAAACAGGGUUUGAAUGAGCGUGAACGUCGUGCUGCCGAGCAGUUAGCCAAAGAGCAAGAAGUUGCGAGAAUCGAAGAAGGCUUUCAGGAACAGCUAACAAAUAUCACUCGUUCUCUUGAAGAGUAUCAAGUGCGCACCACCCAGCUCUGGCAACAAGCCACAGCGAUUGAACAAGCCUACCAGCAACAGCUCUAUUUGAAUUCUGGCCCACUUACUCCCGAAGGCGAGCUACCUGGGACACAGCGACCACUGAUGGACAUGAACGCUAGUAACAAUUCAAUGAGUACGAUGGCUUCUGGGAGCAAAUCGAACUUUGGAAUGGCCUUUCCGAUGCAUUCCUCUGCUGAAAGAUCAAGCCUCGCACAUCGGUCAUCAAUGUCUCCAAUCAUACAGACAUCGUUGCCGGGGGUAUUUUCGGAGCCUCACUACUACCCAUCGUCUCCUCUUGCCAACAAGCCUUCAGUCUUAGCGUCAGAGCAGGGUCGUUACCGCGAUCGCUCCAUGUCAAAUCCCUCCGCCUCCCUAUCACAGGUGGAAUACAGCACUUCAAUGUUUGCAGGCGACGGUGCUGAUCCUGAUGUUAGCCGAAGCAGUGGUAGUGCGAGCGGAAGUAGUAGUACUGGUAGUCCUCAUCCUGCUCUGGGAAAGUCUGUCUGGAGCUGAUGUGGAUGGCAAAAGGAAAAGUAGUCUAUUAGGUCUUUCAAGGCUCUGGCAAAUAUCCUUGCUUCUGUUCAGACCCUCUGUUCCUUUUCUGCAAAUAGCUAGCUAUGCAAAUCAAACUGUAAAUCGCUUGCCGCAAAUCUAAAUUUCGUAUCACAUGAG